AACGAUGGCAAUCGCAAAGAAAUUGGAAGUCGAGAUCUCACACUCUUAUCCUUCUUCAUCAUUAUCAUCGUCGCUCAACGAAGCUCUGUUAAUCUCUACUAUGUGCAUCAUUGGCUUGCAAGUCCAUGUGCAUUUAAAGGACGGAUCGAUUUUUUCUGGGAUUUUCUACACCAUCUCCGUCGAAAAUGAAUUCGGCAUUGUUUUGAAAAGUGCAAAACUUACCAAGAAGGGAACAAAUAAAGCGAAUGUAGUAAGUAGAAAGAUUGUAGAGACACUUGUUAUUAUGUCUUGCGAUAUUGUUCGAAUUGUUGCGGAGGGAGUCUCGCUUCCGUGCGAUUUUGGAGGCAAUAUUGAGGUGCAAAUGUUGUCUCGGCCGUUGCAGACUUUGCUUCCGAGCCUGAGCCUCGUUCAUAAUCGAUUGGAAAAUAAAGUAAAAGCCUUGAAAUCUGGCAAGGAUCAAGAACCAAGGAGUCUUUCACCAAGUUGUACCAAAGAUGCCAUAAAAGACCCAGGGACAAAAAAGGAGAUCGGUAUUGCACAGAAUAAACAUCAUCCUAGCUUUAUGAACCACCAACGACAGGCAGGAACCCGCAUCUUGAAGUGUAGUAAACAAAACACUGACGUUCAUCAGGAGGAUAACGUUGAUUCACAAAGCUCAAGUUCUAGCUUGGACAGCACGUCUGAACGUGUACAACCAACAGAACAGGAGAAAAAUAUGCCGGAACAUUCUAGUAACGGUUCCCCCGAAGCCGCUAAGAGGCCCUCUUUAACUGAAAAGUCAUCACCUCUUGAUGAAAACUCAGAAAUGAAUAAAGGUUUCGUAGCAUCUACUAAUAAGUUACAACCAACGCAGGCAACAACAGACCCUUUCACCUCUCAGUAUCAUUCUGUUCAAGCCACACCACCAAUCUUUCUGAUGGUCGGGAGAUCAGGACAGCUUAUGUACAUGCAACCAAUUUCUCAGGAUUUGGUUCAAGGAGCACCACAUUAUUCACAUUUACCCUCUCGCCCUCUCUUUCCUCCACAACAACAGUUCCAGUAUUCAAAGCAUCAAAAUGCACCAGUGCAGCUAUAUGCUCCCCAACCGUUUGCAGCCAGUGAACAUCGGCCUUAUGAGCUCAUGCCUACCAAUAUUCCGGUUAUGCAGUCACCAUUUCCCACUAACGAGCCCAUGCCAAUUCUGGUUCCUAAUGGGUUCUUUGGCCCAAAGUUCCUAUAAAGAGU
This is a messenger RNA of Eutrema salsugineum, 1224 nucleotides long. RefSeq lists its product as uncharacterized. The record is from RefSeq and is a predicted model, not a curated record. Gene Ontology annotation, cellular component: cytoplasmic stress granule. NCBI's taxonomy places the organism in Eukaryota, Viridiplantae, Streptophyta, Magnoliopsida, Brassicales, Brassicaceae. Gene Ontology annotation, molecular function: RNA binding. Gene Ontology annotation, biological process: cytoplasmic stress granule assembly.